GCAGGUAAGGGCAGUCUUUGGUCUUUGGAGUCUACCUUGGGCUACAUAGGCUAAGGCUGUAGCUUCUGUGGCGGCGCACUGCUCGCUUACAUAGCAAAGCAAAGGCAAAUUAAGCCAAGCAAAGACCAUAUGCGUAGUAUUAUCAGCACCACAUAACAUAUUCACACCUUUUUUUACUCACCCCAAUCCUUUAUAUAUGUACUUUUUUCUUUUCUCUCUCCAAGACCCAUUUACAUUCUUGUUCUGGAAUUUUCAGUUAGGAGGAGUAGAAGAGAGAAAACCCAAUAAACCUCUCUUUAUCAAAGUCUUUUCCAUUUUGGUUUCUGGGGUUUUCAGUGAAGAGGCCGAGAAAGGGGAAGAAAACUCAUUACAGAUGUCUUUCUGAGUGUUGUUUCUCAUUUUGGUUUCUGGGUUUUUGAGUUAGAAGGAGGAGAAAGAGAGAAACCAUACUAAAAGAGCCAAGAGUAGCGGUAGUGAUUAUCUCUGCUUUUUUCACAUGGCGGUUCUGGGACAGAGCCAAUAUGUAGGUCCUAUGCCUUUGAGUAGGACAGAGUCGUUUGGUUCAGGGUACUACAACUACUUGGAUCAACAGAGCAAUAGUGGCUAUAAUUACUAUACCAACUUGAAUGGUAACUCUACGAUGAUAGAAAAGAGGCAACUUUUUCUUAGAAGCUAUCAGUUUUGCAGAAAAAAGAGCUUGACUGAAAGGAUCAAGAUUUCUUUGGUCAGAGCAAAACGGGUCAUAUGGCUAAGGCUCAAGUCUGCUCGUAGGUUCAGGAAGUUGGCAUGUUUUAGAUUCAGAUGUGGCUUUUCUUACCGGAGAAGAAGAUUUAUUCGUCUGCUAAACAACCACAACAAGUGCAAUAAUAGUAAUUCCCACUGCUUCUGGUAGAUUUAUGGAACUUAUUUUAAUUUAAACCUUUUUUAAAAAAAAAAAUUUGCAUAAAAAUUUUCUUUUAGUUUAAGGGUCAGGGAAUGAAGGAAUUAGUAACAUUACAAAAAGUGGGGUUCAUUUCAUCUAGUUUCUUGUUAAAUCAGUCUAUCAUACUCACCCACCAACUCAAAACUUUGUGUCAUUUGCUACAGUUGUAUGAUAUUGAUAUAUACAAAUGAUGAUGUUUCUGUUACAA
This is a messenger RNA of Humulus lupulus (European hop), 1130 nucleotides long. RefSeq lists its product as uncharacterized. The record is from RefSeq and is a predicted model, not a curated record. Bases 497 to 892 code for a protein of 131 amino acids. Lineage: Eukaryota; Viridiplantae; Streptophyta; Magnoliopsida; Rosales; Cannabaceae. The transcript has a single exon.